AAAACACCAUCUGACAUCGGAUGUAAAUAAGCCCGUUUCCUGUUGUUGUUUGUGUACGUUUAAAUUCAAGUUCAAUCUCUACACUGAAGGAAUCUCUUUCGCAGAAAUCAUGAAAACCGACCAGAUUCAGUACUCUGAGAAGUACAACGAUGAUAAAUACGAGUACAGACAUGUAAUACUCCCAAGUGAUCUGGCAAAACUGGUGCCAAAGACGCACCUCAUGACGGAAACAGAAUGGCGCAACCUUGGUGUCCAGCAGUCACCUGGCUGGAUCCACUAUCUUGUACACAGCCCAGAACCACACAUCUUGCUGUUCAGGAGACCCAGAACUGACCUGAAGUCAUAGGAUGGGGAAAAUGUGGUCACUUUUUGCAUUUUUCUCUUCCUUGAAGAAGUUUCUGUGAACUUGAUUUUUUCAUGAAAGAGUAUAGUAAUGAAUAGUCAUAGUCAUCAUAAGCACAGAAAAGAGAGAAUUACACGAAUCUAGCUCUUCUCCAACUUUUAUUUUAAUUUGAACAUGAGACAUAUUUUCUCUCUCACACUACAUAUAUAAAAUGUUAUGGUUUAAUCUGUAUGAUAUACCUGAUAGUGAAUACUAUUUUUUAUGUGAAGAUGUGGAAUUUAUAGAAGAUCGAAAUUAGCUAGUUUUCCUUAUAGUCUGUUACAUAUCCUUUUUUGUAUUUUUGUAUCAGAUUUUUCCAUAAAACAACACUAUAUAUCCAGAUUUGCUCAAUUCUAUGCAAAAGUUAUCAAAGAUUGUUAUAUAUUUUUGGUAAGAUAUUUUAAAAUAUCUUGUAGAAAUAUUAGCAUGCGAGUUGAUUCCAGAAAUUUUGUUUAAAUGAGCAAUAGCAUUGUUUUCUUUUGGCAUGUUAUAAAAGUAUAGAAAAUGUCAAGUGCCUCUUUUUCUAUUUAUAUCAAGUCAUUGAUUAUGGGGAACUUGAAUAGAGAAAAAAUAAAAUAUGAAAUAUAUUUGAUUGAUUUCUUUUAGGUAUCUUUGAUGUACAAGAGUUGAUGUUAGUAUGAAACCCUUCCCCCAAACACACACACAAAAAAAUAAGAUUAUUUGAUAUAAGGCAUAACAGAUUAUUCUUAUUUCUCAUCUUUUAGAAUAUCUGAAAUAUUUUAAUGUCACAAAUUUAUUGUGAAUAUUUAGAAUAUAUAGCUAUUACAUUUUGUUAUAGACAUCUUACAAUUAGAUUUUGCACUUGGAAACUAAACUGUAGAACAAUAUGUUCAUUUAUGUUAUUUUUGUAAUUAUCCACAAAAUUGUAGCUAUGCAUAACAGAUUUAUUUUGUCCAUUUAAUUUUGUAAUUAAUUGCAUCAUCUGUGUGUGCUGUAAUGCUGAUAAAGUACCUGCUAUAUUUUCUUUUGUGUCAUUAUUUUUUCUUCAUGUGUUAGUAUGACUAAAUAUUGUAAUGGAAUAGGUCAGAGUUGCAUGUACUGAUGGUAUACAAAAUGAAAUUGAUGCUUUUUGUGAAAAAUUAUAUUAGCUGAAAUUUGAAGUAGCAAAAGUUUUGUGAUAUUCAUAUUGGUGUUUCUGACUUGGCUUCUGCUGUCAGAGAGUGUUAGACUUAAUGCAUGUGUAAAAAGCUCAGUUGAGGACAGUACACAUAAAAAUUUGCGACUACAUUACAAGGAGCCUGAAA
Penaeus vannamei (Pacific white shrimp) is the source of this 1647-nucleotide messenger RNA. Its product is annotated as cyclin-dependent kinases regulatory subunit. The record is from RefSeq and is a predicted model, not a curated record. NCBI's taxonomy places the organism in Eukaryota, Metazoa, Arthropoda, Malacostraca, Decapoda, Penaeidae. Gene Ontology annotation, biological process: regulation of mitotic cell cycle. Gene Ontology annotation, cellular component: cyclin-dependent protein kinase holoenzyme complex; SCF ubiquitin ligase complex. Gene Ontology annotation, molecular function: cyclin-dependent protein serine/threonine kinase activator activity; protein kinase binding; histone binding.